Candidozyma duobushaemuli is the source of this 3036-nucleotide messenger RNA. RefSeq lists its product as uncharacterized. Gene Ontology annotation, biological process: nuclear-transcribed mRNA catabolic process, nonsense-mediated decay. Gene Ontology annotation, cellular component: exon-exon junction complex; cytoplasm. The transcript has a single exon. The record is from RefSeq and is a predicted model, not a curated record. The coding region runs from base 1 to 3036 and encodes 1011 amino acids. NCBI's taxonomy places the organism in Eukaryota, Fungi, Ascomycota, Pichiomycetes, Serinales, Metschnikowiaceae.
AUGUCCAAUGAUAUCACGCGACGCCUAGAGCUUCGUGAACUCAAUGAGAGGGCCUGGACUGGUGAACUGGUCUACAAGCUUGCAGCGAAACAGGACCUGAGUUUGAAGAAAAACACAGGUUUCGUGAAGAAGCUCAGAACAGCUUUGAACGCAGAUCAAUUCAAGCAUGUACUCAAGGAUGUGGAGACAUUAAGUUUGGAAAAAUACCUGGCAGAGAUUGUCAAUCCCUUGUUUGAAGGUACCAUGAAAGUUUCAAAAAAUGAUGACAUACUACCUACAACAGAGAUAGUCUCUGCGCUUCAUCAGCGUCUCAAUCUCCCAUUCACGCCAUACUACUUAUCGCAGGUGGUGAAUGCACUUGUGGAUAAAGAGCAGCCAGACCUUAUGCCUAAACAGAGGCUGCUUCUAAAGAUCAUCACUGAAUUUCACUUGACUGGAAUCGCACCUUCUCUACAACAGUGUGACCAUGAGCUGCUAUCGUCUGCUUCCCUAAAAUUGUUUACAAAGCAUCCAGACGAUCCAAUCAUUAUUCCUUUGCUCAAGGAUAUCCUAUCAUAUCAAUUCAGUAGGGCAUAUGCUCUUCCUAUCUUGAUAUCAUGGUUAAAGAGAUAUGCAUUUAUAUUUGAUGAUGGCGAAAAGUUGCUCCUACAAGGCGACACACUCAAUCUCGUCAAACAGUUAUGCAAUAUGUAUUUCGAAAAGUCGGUCAAACUUUGGGAAACUCUGCACAAACAAAAAUUGGCACUCGAUCUCAGAAACAAGAAGGCCAUGAUCCGUACAGGCAAGGUGCUCGAUGAUAUCCAGCAAGAGCUAGAGGAAAAAACAAAGGUGGUUGAAGCACUCAAAAAUGGCUGUCCAGUUUUAGCUGAAUUGCUACACACAGAGCUUCCCCAGCUAGACCUUUCCAGCGAACCAGCUGCUAAUGAGUCUGAUGUUGUCGUCAAAGCAAGCACAGAUGACGAUGCUCAAGGCUGGUGGGAGGAUCAACGUGAAAGAAAUUUUUACUUGAAAGUACCCACUGCGGAAGAGGCCGUGCAACUCGGAAGCCGUGAUCUUCAGAAAAAAGAAUACGCCAAGCUCACCGAGGGUGAAAUGGUGGCCCAUUGGCUAGAAAAGCUUGAAAACGCCACAUCUGAGGACGAUAUCAAUAAGCUUACUUGUGAAUUGCAAACAUUAAUACCGCAAACCAAGGCGACACAAAAUCGACUACUACGAUUUUUUCUUGAAGUGAAGAAGAUAGAUAAUGUCAACUUGUUUGCGAGGUUUCUCAAGAUCAACGAGUCUCUUUUUCCAGAGCUAAUAACAGAACUCAUUGAUGCUCUAGACCGUGGUUUUAGAUCUCUGAUCUACAGGGAUGUUAUAAACUUCAAGAACUUGUCGUUCUUCAUAGAGCUCGUGAAGUUCAAGCUCAUCCCAACACAUGUUGUGUUCCAUAAAAUACGAAGACUCACGCUUAACAUUGAGGGUACUAACAAUGCUGACAUUUUGCUGAUCUUCUAUGAGCGUUGCGGUAAGUUCCUUUUGUUUGAACCCGACUAUCAGGAAACCACACGUGAGAUGCUUUCUCUUUUAAGCAAACAGUCCAAGUCUUCAAGAUUAUCUGUCAAUGAAAAAUUGUCAUUGCGUAAUAUGUUCUUGAUUGUGAACUCAUUUACUGCUACGAAGAGUAAAAUAAAACAUGUGGCGGUGGAGUUGUCACCAAUUGAAGAUUUCAUCACACACAUGGUGAGAUUUGUGCUCUGGAAGAACAAAUCACAACUUCCAUCCGCCUUUCUUUCAAAAAUAAAUUUUCAGGGCUGCCCCGAGGCUCGGAACAUUUUCGUCGAGCUCUACCUGAAGCCUGAGGAACUUGGACUCGAUAAGCUUCAUCUAUAUGCAAAAGUUUUAAGACGUCUUGGAUCUGAAAACGUUUGCAUACCUCUCAUCAUUGAUACGUUAACCGAGAAGGUGAUAAGAGGGUUAGAGCUCAAUGAUUACAGGCAGAAUUUGGCUCGAGUUGCACAGAUGAGGUUCUUUGCAGCUCUCUUCACAGCAAGCAUUAUUGAUUUCCGAUGCAUAAUUGACUUACUCUAUAAGGUGGUGACUUUGGGACAUGCAAACAAUCUUCCUUUACCAAAUUCUAGAGUUGAAAUUGAUCUCAAUGAUAACUACUUUAGGAUAAGUUUAUGCUGUGCCCUCAUUAACAACAUCAGUUUCUCGAAAGUUGAUAGGGCACGUCUUCUAGUGGGUGGCACAAAGUCUAUGGAAGGUUUCCUUACUUUCUUCCAGUACUACGUGCUGACUAAGAAACAUCCGCUACCACAAGAGGUGAGUUUCGCCGUGCGUGAUGUUUAUUCCAAGAUGUACAUACAACCCGCUUUGGAUAACCCCAUGCUUGCGCUAUCUUUGCUUCAAAAGUUCAACACGGAGCAAAAGGAUGCUCCAAAACAAGACAAGCCCAUAUUUGUCGAAUCCGAUCAUGAAGAGGAUGAGGAUGAGGAUGAAUAUGACUUUUCAGAUGAUGACGACUCCUCUGUCGGAAGUGACGACGAACUCGUUGAUCAGCAGUUUGAGGAUGAGGAUGAGGAAGCAACUGCUGAAAACAGUGAUGACGAAAAUGAUGAGCUCCAGGACGAGGAUGAUUUAGAUGACGAAGAAACUACACAAGACCUUGGCCAAGACCUGGAUGAGGAAGAGGAUGGACUAGCGCCAUGGAACCAGCAAGAAGAAGAUAAAAGGUUUGCUGACACAAUUGAUGCUGGAAUACGAGAUGCUCUACAGGAGUCGCUUCAUAUAUCACAAGCUCGCUCCAAGGGUAACUUCAAAGUUCCGGCUCCCUCCAAUUUUGUCAAUGCUACUCCCGAAAAUGAACGGUCAUCCAAUUUGAACUCUCCGGACGGUAGAGUCAAGUUUAACUUCCUUUCUAAAAAGAAUAGCGUCAAGGAAAUGCACUUGCCCUCGGACAACAAUUUUGUCAACAGGGUGGUGAGAGAGCAGGCGGCUCAAAAGGCAAACAGAGAUAAGAUCAUCCGGUUGAUUAACAACAUGGAUCAAUAG